UACAGUUUUGUUGUAUGGACGUUUUCGUAUCUGGGUCUUGAUCUCUUACUCGUUUUGUGUCGGACUGUAUGUGCUGCGAGGUUCUUCAACUUCAAAGUUUGGGCCUUUCCCGUUACUACUCCCCAUGCCCCCAACGCGAUCAGUUACGCGUUCUUUCUUGUUUUCCUUUUCUUUUUCGCCAAUGUAUUUUUCUUCGGUUCUCGAGAUUGCUUGUGCUUAUGGGUAUCUUUGGGAAUCGAUGACUUAGAAUUGAGAUGUUUGUUUUUUUUUUUUCCUUUUUGCCUUCUGCUCAAGUAUUUGAAACGAGAGGUUGCUUUUUGAGAAACAGAGAUGAUCUUUCCUUAGGAUUUGAUUACACUUGCAUACAACCCUAGUUCAGCUGGAUGUUAGGCAAUGUUAAGUUGAUGGAUUGAGUAGUUGCUGAGUUGAAGAUUAACGUCUGAUGCCCAAAAAGAAUGCUAUACUUUGGAGUUGAUAGAGCUUCAAUACUUUAUUUGAUUGUUGUCAGUGGUUUUUGUUGAGAAAGAAUAGGUUAUUUGCGCUUAUGAUUUUUCCCAUGGAUUUAACCACGGCUCUCACAUCCUCUUUACACUAUUAGUUCAAGUUUCGUAACUUGGAAGUCAUAUCUCUUCAAGUGCGGAUUUUAAGUUGAUCUUUGGAGGAGAUUGGGAUAGGGAGCUCAGGCUACCAAUCUAGAUGAUGCAGCCAUGAAAUUUUAUUGGUGGAGUACACAUGACUUCGGCACCCUGUAGUCUUUUUUGACAAGUGAAAGUCGUCAUGCUUGGUUAGUGGCUAGGUUAUGGAUGGAUUUAUUCAAUUGAUUGAAAUUAAAAGGAAAUAUCUUCUAAGCACAUCUCGUAGGUGAUGUCUCCUGAUUGGCACUACCCUGUGCAACCAUCCAAUCAUCUAGUGAAAGGCGAUUGCAACGUUAUGCAAGAUAGUUCAAGAGGCUCUGGCUAAGAAUCAAGACAUUGCCAUAGAGCCCAUAGUAGUUGAUAUUACUCGUUUUCAGAAAAACCAAACUUUAACCAAAGAUGAUACUAUUGCAUCAGCUUCCAAUGAUAACAUUACAAUUGACAGAACGGCUGCUUCACAUGCUGAAGCCAAUCCUUCGGGUAACGUUGUCCUUCGACAAACAAUGGCAUAUCACAGUGACCAUCCCGACGGAACUGUAACGAAUCCGAAAAUUCGUUAUAAAACCUACAUGGAAGGAAGGUCAUAUCAGCAAAGAUGUUUAUAAAACCAAAGUCACUGGCUCCUUGCAGGAUGGUCAUAUUCCUCAAACGCAGGAGAAAAUCGAUCACGAUCUUUCGUUUUCGAAAUCAAAGCUCACAAAACUUGUUCAGGUUAUGCACAUACUCAACAUUCAACUUGUAGCUACCAUAACAUUUUGACGAGCCAUUUUUGAGACAUUUUCAUCCGGCUACGAAUGCUCGCACCACCCCAUCUCAUCCACCACCUGCUUCUUCUUCAACCUCAACACCCAUUUUUCCUUCAACAAUAAUCUCAAUGGCCAGCUGAUUUAGACGGUGGAUCGAGGUAGGUUGCUCGGGAGCUGGAGGGACGGUGGCAGCCAUGGACGUGCCGAUCAUGCAUGCCAGUGACCGCUACGAGCUCGUCCGAGAUAUCGGCUCGGGCAACUUCGGGGUGGCUAGGUUGAUGCGAGACAAGUACAACGAUGAGCUCGUUGCUGUUAAGUACAUUGAGCGAGGUGACAAGAUAGAUGAAAAUGUUCAAAGAGAAAUAAUAAACCAUAGAUCUUUGAGACAUCCCAACAUUGUGAAGUUCAAAGAGGUCGUUCUAACCCCGACCCAUCUCGCCAUCGUCAUGGAAUAUGCCUCCGGUGGAGAGUUGUUCGAGCGGAUCUGUAACGCCGGCCGUUUCAGUGAAGACGAGGCACGAUUCUUCUUUCAGCAACUGAUAUCGGGAGUGAGUUAUUGUCAUGCAAUGCAAGUUUGCCAUAGAGAUUUGAAGUUGGAGAACACAUUGCUCGAUGGAAGUCCGGCCCCACAUCUUAAGAUCUGCGACUUCGGCUAUUCUAAGUCAUCGGUGUUGCAUUCUCAACCAAAAUCGACCGUGGGAACUCCAGCUUACAUAGCUCCUGAAGUGUUACUAAAAAAAGAAUACGAUGGGAAGAUCGCUGAUGUUUGGUCUUGUGGGGUGACAUUGUAUGUCAUGUUGGUUGGAGCAUACCCUUUCGAGGAUCCCGAGGAUCCUAAAAAUUUUCGCAAAACCAUUCAGAGAAUUUUGAAUGUUCAAUACUCCAUUCCCGACUAUGUUCAUAUAUCUCCCGAUUGUCGACAUCUCAUGUCUAAAAUUUUUGUUGCUGACCCAACCAAGAGGAUAUCAAUACCAGAGAUCAGAAACCAUGAAUGGUUCUCAAAGAACCUACCGCCCGAUCUGGCGGAGGACAAGACUGCAACCACUCAUAAUAUUGUGGAGGAGGAUACCCAACCGCCGCAAACCAUCGAAGAAAUCAUGCAGAUCAUCCAGGAAGCUGCCGUGGAGGCGGUCGGAGCUCAGAGCCCGAACGGCCAGUAUCUGACCGGGAGUUUGGACAUCGACGACGACAUGGAGGAGGAUUUGGAGUCGGACGUCGAGCUCGACUUGGAAAGCAGUGGGGAGAUAGUUUAUGCAAUGUAGCCGUUACCAUAUCCGACCCAUAACUAUUGUGUGUACGAAACUUUUUAAAAACAUUUCGAUCUUAAAAAUUAUCAUGAAUUUAACGUUCUGUGGUCUCCUUAGCUGGCA
Molecule: messenger RNA, 2751 nt
Organism: Cucurbita pepo subsp. pepo (vegetable marrow)
Lineage: Eukaryota; Viridiplantae; Streptophyta; Magnoliopsida; Cucurbitales; Cucurbitaceae
Source: RefSeq, a predicted model, not a curated record